CAUUGUCGCGUUGCCCUAAGCCAACGCGUGUUCCCUCGGAUACAAAGCGCCGCCUGGCUCGAUUACCAGGCGGAGGGAAGUUCGCGAGGCGAGAGGCGGAGAAACCCUAGCAGAGCAACUAUUUGAGAGAGGCGCUCGAUUCUCUUUCUCUCGGUGCAUCUGUAACCAUCCGGUUGCUGCCUCGCCUUGGAUUCUUAGAGUUUCGAUUUCCGAGUUCUGGUACGCUGGUCAUGGCUUCCAAGAGGAUACAGAAGGAAUUAAGGGACUUGGAGAAGGACCCGCCCGUGUCUUGCAGUGCAGGCCCUGUUGGUGAGGACAUGUUCCAUUGGCAAGCAACCAUUAUGGGGCCUUCUGAAAGUCCCUUUGCAGGUGGCAUAUUUUUAGUGAAUAUUCACUUUCCACCAGAUUAUCCCUUCAAGCCACCAAAGGUAUCUUUUCGCACAAAAGUCUAUCAUCCAAAUAUUAACAGUAAUGGCAGCAUCUGCCUUGACAUCCUGAAGGAGCAAUGGAGCCCUGCUUUGACAAUAUCGAAGGUUCUGUUGUCCAUAUGCUCGCUCCUCACAGAUCCUAAUCCUGAUGAUCCUCUUGUUCCCGAGAUCGCCCACAUUUACAAGAUUGAUCGAGCCAAGUACGAGACCACUGCCAGGUCAUGGACUCAGAAAUAUGCCAUGGGAUAAAGAUGUGUGUUUUUUCAGAAAUAAGAAGUGAAUCAAAUUUUGAUUUAUUUCGUGGAGUUCCUUGACUACUAUUGAUAUUUUGAAGUAUUCUUGAGAUGUCCAAAUUUAGAACCAAUAUCAGUAUGGAAUGUUUAGAUAUGUCGCACCUCCGGGCUAUUGAAUAUGUAAUGUCGAACACCAGACGCUCCGUAUAGAUGGCAAAGAAGUAUCUGUGUUUUUGUUUCA
Molecule: messenger RNA, 902 nt
Organism: Zingiber officinale
Lineage: Eukaryota; Viridiplantae; Streptophyta; Magnoliopsida; Zingiberales; Zingiberaceae
Product: ubiquitin-conjugating enzyme E2-17 kDa-like
Exons: 5
Coding region: 231-677 (148 amino acids)
Biological process (GO): protein polyubiquitination
Cellular component (GO): nucleus
Molecular function (GO): ubiquitin conjugating enzyme activity
Source: RefSeq, a predicted model, not a curated record